Paramecium pentaurelia is the source of this 166-nucleotide messenger RNA. The record is from the annotation of a GenBank genome assembly. Lineage: Eukaryota; Ciliophora; Oligohymenophorea; Peniculida; Parameciidae.
AUGAAUAAAGAUGUUUUGGAGUAGCAUAUGAAAGCAACUUUUAACAAAUUUAUUUAGGUAUUAAGGCUUAAUUAUUCAGGAUAGUCCAAAAAAGCAUAAUAGGGAAGAAUCUAAAAUCUAUGUUAAAGAAUAGGAGUGUUUUGGAAAAAAAUUUGUGAUCAACUGA